This is a messenger RNA of Acanthamoeba castellanii str. Neff, 1452 nucleotides long. RefSeq names its product SH3 domain containing protein. The record is from RefSeq and is a predicted model, not a curated record. Bases 1 to 1452 code for a protein of 483 amino acids. Gene Ontology annotation, molecular function: protein binding. The transcript has 6 exons. NCBI's taxonomy places the organism in Eukaryota, Discosea, Longamoebia, Acanthamoebidae.
AUGGCUGCGUGGGAGGAGCGGUUGAAUCAGCUGGAACGCAACUUCCUGGCCGAAGUGGAGCGCCUUAAGGACGACAUACUGGGGCAAUUGAAGGUGGAUGACGAGAAGUACUAUACCAACAUCGACAACGAGGUCAACACAUCUUUCACUUCUCCGUCGCCUUCAUCGGCGUACGCUUCGCCUUCGACGUCGCCCUCUGGCUCGUUCCGUGGAGUUGUAAAAAACGGCCGGGAAGGGCAGCACGAAGUUCCGAAUGGCGCAGCCGAUGGAGAUGCCGGGGGCGAGCACGCUCCGCCCGAGGCAAAGACCGUGAAGUCUACUUCCUCUUUUUCAUCCACAGUAGUGCCUGCCUCGCUUCGGCAAUCGCAACUGGCAUUGAGCCCCGGCACUCUUAGCUCAUCUUCAUCUUCGAGUACCCCGCCUCCUGCCCUACCUCCCCAGGCCCCUGUUGAAGGAGAUCACAUUGCGGGAGCUAGCAAAUCACGCCGCGUAGCGCCUGCACGCCAGGCCGAAGCUCUGGUCGUGCGCGUGCGUGCCGCCUACAAGUUCGAAUCGCAAGAGGAAGAUGAGCUGCCCCUCCCCAAGGGACUCGAGCUAAUCGCCUUCAUGCGCGAGGACGAGAGCUGGUGGUGGGGCCAGCGGCCCGACGGCAGGGUGGGCAUCUUCCCAUCCAACUUUGUCACCGUGCUCGAGGGCAACCCGGAGGCGCUGCCCAUUCGCGAAGAUGACCCCAGCGAAGAGGCGGCCGAAGAGAGCAGCAGCAGCAGCAGCAGCAGCAGCAGCAGCAGCAGCAGCAUGGACACGAGUCCGGUGGUGGAGGAUGGCGCCCGCCCGAAGCCUCCGCCGCCCGCCGGACCGAAGCCGCUGGCGCGCCAGGGCUCGCAGCAGCGCCUCGAGAAGAUGAAGGUCAGCAAGGGCGCUGCCUCUCCUCCUCCCGCACGCUCGUCGUCGUACAACCACUUGUCGUCUUCCGGCUCUUCCGUCUCGCAGCACACACCCCACCCGCUGACCUCCUCCUCCGAUUCAUUCACGGCCGCGCCCAUUCCGGCUGCCGCUGCAACUCCUGCUUCCGCUGCCUCGGUUGUUCCUCCUCCCGCGGCGAGACACCGACCCUCACCUCCACCGCCAGCGGCUCAUCUGAAGCCCGCCAGUCUCGUCGGAGCGCCCACUCACUCAGUCUCACCCGCCGCUGCGUUUGAGGACCAACACUCGCAGAGUGGCGCACCUUCUUCCGCCGAUGAUCGCGAGGGUUCGUCUUCGCCCAGGCCUGCCGUGCCCCGCUCUUCCCUCAAGCCCACGCAGAGAGGCGAGGCGUCGCGCAAGGACUGGCACGACAAGAGGAAGAGCAUUAUGAUGCUGCAGGAGCAGAGCCGCACCACCCACCUCCUCGCCCAGUGGGAGCAGGCCGGAGCCGGCAUCACCUUCGCUCCGCCUCCCUCUCGCCCUGUCUGA